GCGCUUCAUCUUAAAAGGAAGCGUACGGACGUUUCACCAAAUAUUAAAGUUUUUAGUUUGGACGCGUUCGUGGGUCUUUGGGGAAGACUGAAGGCACCUAAAGAGUCUCCUACCGGCCGGUUUGGACGUUAAGAAAAGCGGAGUAACAUUUGCUUUUGGCGCAGGAGGAUUAUGCUCUGUGGAGGACUCGGAUAACGACUGUGAGAUCCGCGUGGAGAGGGGGAGAUGUGGUGGUUCCAGCAGGGUCUGUGCUUCCUGCCCGCCGCGCUGGUCGUCUGGACGGCGGCGUCCUUCGUCUUCGCCUACGUCACGGCGGUGGUGCUGAGACAUGUCGACCCCCUGGUGCCGUACAUCAGCGACACGGGGACCAUGGCUCCAGAGAGGUGUGUGUUUGGCAUCAUGCUGGACGUGUCGGCCUUUUUAGGCAUGUGCACGGUGUACGUGCGCUACAAGCAGGUGGAGGCUCUCACCGCCGAGGACGAGCUGAAGCUCCACAGGCUGAACCGCCUGGGGCUCUGGCUGGGCCUGGUCAGCUCCUUCGGGAUGUGCGUGGUGGCCAACUUCCAGAAGACCACCCUGUUCUCCGUGCACCUGCUGGGGGCGGUGCUGACCUUCGGGGUGGGGGCGCUCUACAUCCUGGCCCAGACGCUGCUCUCGCUCUACAUGCAGCCGCGCGUCCACAGCCGGGCCGCCUACCUGGUCCGGCUGGCCGUCGGACUGUGGACCCUGGGGAGCAUCAUCAGCAUGUUCGUGUCGUCGGUCAUUAUGUACAGCAGCCUCAAAGGAAUCGACGUUCCCCGAAAACUCCACUGGACGCCGGGAGAGACGGUCAGCCGCCGCCGGGAGCAGCCGGGUUACACGGCCCACAUUAUCAGCACGGUGUCGGAGUGGUCUCUGGCCUUCUCCUUCAUCAGCUUCUUCCUCACCUACAUCAGAGACUUCCAGAAAAUAAACCUGCGUGCCGAGGUGGACCUGAAGAGCAGCCACCUGUACGACGGCCCCCACGGAGGCUAUGCGGCAGCUCGACUAAACGCCUCUGAAACCUCGCCCCUGCUGGCGGGAACAACGUGACACAGCGUGCAGCCGGCACACUACUGCUUUUAGAGCAGUUUCUGCUUCUGCCUAAUCACUAUUGGUGCUGAGCGUCUGAGGAAUGACCCUCUUAAAGGGUCAGAACACCCAAACGUGUCCUUCCUCUUGUUUAUACGUGCUCAAAUAUUCAAAUUCAGCUCAUUAGGCUUCCGUUCUCACUCCUCUAACAAAAAAUGGAUGAAAACUUACUUUGUUUUUUAAAAAGAUGAUGGGGGGGGGGGUAGUUUUUCUCUCCUUUUUUUGUUUUUAUUGACGACCCAGAGAAUCCAAACAAGAUGCUUUUGCACCUAUCGCUCAAACUCGUCAGAUUCUCUGCACUUUACGUCCUUUUCACAGCGUUAACUGACAAACUCCCACCUGUGAGCCCAGGGCAAACUGAAGUUGUACAGAGUGGUUUCAGAUUCAGCAUUACUCUAAUUCCCAUCAGGGUAUUUUUUUCUUUUUCUGUUUUUAUCUGGUGGUUUGCGGGUUUUAAAUAGAACAAGAGCAAUAAUCCUGGGGUUAGAAAAACCAGGAGAAAACCUUUUGGAAAACCUGUGGAAGGAUCUCAGUCUGGCAGCUUCUUGAUCGAAUCGGCUCUUACAGAUGCAUUACGUUAGUUAACGGGAGAAAAGAAAAGCCCCAACAUUAUGAAAUCGGCCAAAUAUUUUUUCCGUCUCAUAAAUGACUCCCAUUAACUUCCACUGUACGAUCCUCUUUAAGGCUCUCUGUUAAUGUGUUUUUUAAUGUGUGGGGAGGGGCAUGAAAAUGUUUUUAAAAAAAACAUUUUUCAGUAACAGACAUUGGUCGUCUAUAAACUCUUUUUCAUGGACAUCUUCUGAAUGGGUGUAAAAACCAUUGAUUUUUCUAUAUAUAUAAAUGGUGUUGAUUGGGACUAAAGUGAGUGAAGAAAAUCAACCUCCACCUGACCUGAUUCUGUUCUCCAGAUUUGUCUUUUUUAUUUUACACAUAACUGACAUGAUUAACAUCAGAGGAAUUCUUCUGAGAACAUAUUAAAGGAAAUGAUCUUAUCAGCUAUAAAAGAGCAGAUUUAACCCGAAGCUUUUCCUCUGCACUGCAGUACCUUCUGGCAGCUGUUGUACAUAAACCCUGUUAUGUCCAAUAAAGACGUACUUUCUAUUUGUAAUGUGCUUUUUCUGUGUCUGUACCCACAUCCUCUAACAAAAGACGACUCAGUUCCGUUUUUCCCACAAAAUAUUUUAAUA
Messenger RNA from Menidia menidia (Atlantic silverside), 2297 nucleotides. The record is from the annotation of a GenBank genome assembly. NCBI's taxonomy places the organism in Eukaryota, Metazoa, Chordata, Actinopteri, Atheriniformes, Atherinopsidae.